AUGAUCAAAGUUAACGUGGAUGCAAGAUGGUCAGGAGCAAAUUCCACGAGCUUCGGUUUUGUUGCUCGAUCUCACUCUGGAACGAUGCUAGUGGCUGGCACGCACGAGGAAGAUCAACGCAUGGACCCCUUGGUUGCCGAAGCAUUAGCCCUGCGUUGGUGUAUGCUACAGGCGAGAGAACUGGGAAUGGAUAGUGUGAUAUUUGAAUCUGACUCUCUUUCUGUCAUUAGAGCAAUGAAAACCGAUUCAAGUGCUUGGACUAUUCAGAAUAUCAUCCAAGACUGCCAUGCUUUAGCAAAGGAUUUUAAUUACAUCUCGUUCUCCCAUGUAAAGCGUAAUGCUAAUUCCCCAACCCACAUGCUUGCCUCUAUAGCUUUUAAGUUUAAUGAUCAUGUAUGGUGGGAUCAUCCCCCAACUGAGAGCAUCUUCUAUUUGUAG
Molecule: messenger RNA, 438 nt
Organism: Lotus japonicus
Lineage: Eukaryota; Viridiplantae; Streptophyta; Magnoliopsida; Fabales; Fabaceae
Exons: 1
Coding region: 1-438 (145 amino acids)
Molecular function (GO): RNA-DNA hybrid ribonuclease activity; nucleic acid binding
Source: RefSeq, a predicted model, not a curated record